AUGACCUCAACCGCCUCCCUGGGCCCCAUGCCCCAAAUACCAAUACCCCCAACUAACCCCAACACCACCACCACCAUCAAUAACACCAACCUCCUCACCCCACUAACAAACUGGAAAUCCCUAAACCAAACAACCUACGGCUCGCGCCACAUCCACGACCCCGCCCCCUUCACCCUCUGGAACCCCUCCACCAAAUCCUUCCGCAACCCAACAAACCGCGAACUCUCCUAUCUCUCCACCCUCUACAACGCAAAACAGCUCGACCUCUCAUACCCAAUCAUCACAAUCGUCACGGAUACGAUCCCCGACCCCGUCCCGCUGACUAUCGCGUGCGUUGCGGUGCGGUUUGUAAGAAGUGACGAGGUAGGGUUGUUUAGGGAGGGCGUUGAGACGAAUGCAGCAGCGUAUGCGGAUGAGGGGUUACCUGAUCCUGUGGGGUUUCGGUUGAGGAUGUGGAAGGCGCCGACGGAGGGACAGGUUGGGGGGAUUGUUAGUGCUCUAAGCGGUGUUGGUGGUGGUGGUGCUAAUGUGAAGGCUAUUACGUGGGCGGGGCCGUGGUGCUUCGUUGAACUUGUGACUGGUGAUGGGCGGGUUUAUGGGAAGGGUUCUUUACCUGGGGUUAUUGCCGGGAGGACGGUUGCGUAUCAUCAUUCUGAGAAGGAGUUGUUCGAGGAUGUUAGGGAUAAAGCGUCACUCCGGGAUUUGAAGGAUAGUAAUCAAACCCGCGAGAACCAGGGUCUACAUCUCGGCGGCGUGCUGGGGAACAGCAUAACCCGCCUCGUACGAUCGAAUGAAGUCGUCGACGGGGCGUGGUGCAGUGCUAAUAGUCUCUCGACAGGGAAGGUGUUUUUCCAGUGUAUUGGGAUCAGGGCGGUUAUGCGGGAUUCAGAUUCUUCACGAAGUCGAAGGCGAAGUCUAGAAGGAGGGUAUGAGAUAGAGAGGGUGUUUAGUGUGUUUAAUCCGUCGCGAGGACACAAGAUACAGAAUCUAAGGGGGGUGCCUAUGGUUGAGGAGAGUUCGCUGCUAGAGAGGUACAAGGGGGGAGGAGUGUUUGGGUUUUUUAGGGAUGGGGAUUAUGAUAUGGCGUUCUGUACGGUGUUGGAUGAUAUUGUGGAUGCGGGGUGGGAGUUGUAUUGA
This is a messenger RNA of Aspergillus glaucus CBS 516.65, 1137 nucleotides long. RefSeq lists its product as uncharacterized. The transcript has a single exon. The record is from RefSeq and is a predicted model, not a curated record. The coding region runs from base 1 to 1137 and encodes 378 amino acids. NCBI's taxonomy places the organism in Eukaryota, Fungi, Ascomycota, Eurotiomycetes, Eurotiales, Aspergillaceae.